AUGUCAUUUGAAGGCAAAACAGUCCUGGUUGUAGGUGCAGAGUUUGCCAUUGGAACACUGGCUGCUGAAUAUUUUGGAAAAGAAAAGGCCAAAUUAGCUCUGGUCAGUUCAAAUAGCCAAAACAAAUUUGACAAUGUGCUGGAAAAUAUAGAAGAAAGUGGUGUGAAAACGGAUGUAUUUGUUAUAAUAGGCGAUGUUACUAAGGAUUCCAAAUGUAUCAUUGAUAAAACUAUCGAUAAGUUUGGUCGAUUAGAUAUUCUCUUUAUUAGUGCUAGUUUCAUAAGGCCCGCUUCAAUUGAAAACUUUAAUAUACGAGAUUUCGAUGCAAUGAUGACACAAAAUGUUCGUAGUUCUUUUGAACUAACCCAUUUUGCUGUUCCGCAUUUGAUUGAAUCCAAAGGGAAUAUAAUCAUUGACAGUUCGACCGCUUUGGGCUUGAUACCAGUUGAAAAUUGGAUAUUUUGUUGCAUUUCAAAAGCGGCUUUGCAACAGUUUACCAAAUGCGCAGCAAUUGAACUGAAAGAUCACGGUGUCCGUAUGAAUUGUAUCAGCGCACAAAAUAUUGAUGUCGAUUUUCAUAGUUUUAUCGACAUAGACCGAGACAAGGAAGAAGUAGAUUAUGAGAAUUUUUUGGAACAAAAUGAUAUCAAAGGCCCAAUGAAUGAACGCAACGGACAAAAAAUCGAUUGUGUAUCAGCGAUCGCGUUUUUGGCCAAUGAUAAUGAAACGUUUUUCAUAACAGGUCUUGUUGUCCCUGUUUACAGUAACGCUGAUUGUGGUGCGAUAUCUGCAAAGAUCCUUUGA
This is a messenger RNA of Sitodiplosis mosellana (orange wheat blossom midge), 804 nucleotides long. RefSeq lists its product as uncharacterized. The record is from RefSeq and is a predicted model, not a curated record. Lineage: Eukaryota; Metazoa; Arthropoda; Insecta; Diptera; Cecidomyiidae. The coding region runs from base 1 to 804 and encodes 267 amino acids. The transcript has a single exon.